Molecule: messenger RNA, 831 nt
Organism: Suillus plorans
Lineage: Eukaryota; Fungi; Basidiomycota; Agaricomycetes; Boletales; Suillaceae
Exons: 3
Coding region: 177-761 (194 amino acids)
Source: RefSeq, a predicted model, not a curated record
ACCAAACAUGCGAUAACACUUAUUCGGGUCGGCAUCAAAUUUAGACCCAGCCGUAAUAUGUCCAAGCGAGACCAGGCGAAACUUUUUAAUUGCCCUUUUCACCACGUUCGUUACCUUCAAAAAAGAAGUCAGACUCUUUUUCAGCCCCCACCACCUACUUACUUGGUUCAGCAAGCAUGCGCACUUCCGUCGCUAUCCUUUUGGCCUCCAUCGCGUCUGCCUUUGCCUACGAGGUCACCUCUCCAGGUGAUAGCGAGGGUUGGACAACUGCUGGACCCAACGUCCUGACUUGGGAGCGCGUUGACACCGACCCAGCGAACUUCACGGUGGUGUUGACCAACGUGAACUAUGGUGUCAUGAAUCCUCAGGUUCUCAGCGCACUUGUUGAUGGGACCCUGAGCUCAGUCGUCUGCAACGCUCCAAGUGGAGGCUGGCCUGUGGGCGCUGGCUUCCGUGUCAACCUUGCUGCAGAUGCUCAACAUCUCGACACCCUGCUUGCUCAGUCCAAUCAAUUCAACAUCACCUCUGGCUCGUCAACUUCAACUUCUUCCACAGGUUCUGGCGCAAAAAUUACUACUACUGCUCUUGUCUCUGGGACUACCGCAACAAUUCCGGCCACUGCUGUAGCAGCGUCUACCACCAGUUCAGACACCAGCACAACCCCCACUGGUAGUAGCGCAGCCAUCCUUGGAAUGAAAGUGGAGACGGGUCUCCUGACCGCCGUUGCAGCCUGCGUUGCCUUUAUCACCACUCAUUUCUGAACAUUCGCGUAAAAAUAUGUUAUCCUUAGACACUCGGAUAUUUUCUCUUCGUGUAGUGUUUUUUUUUUUU